AAAAAGCUAUAAAUAUAGAACGCUGUAUUUUCAAGUCUCAGCAAAACAUGUGUCUUACCAACCUGUUUCAUAUAAUAUUCCUUCUGUCCGCUCUACAUGUAUCCAUGCAAGAUGCCCUGGAUCCCUUACCUGACAUAAACCUGGAUGAAAUGAAUUUGAUUGAGAGUUACAGUCAAACCUUAUAUGCGUUUAAAUUUAAAUCAAGAUAUAGAACUAGCAUUAUUUCUGAUUUAGAACGAGAAAAACUUCGAAAACAACAUCGAAAUACAAAUGACCCAAUUGUCAAAUAUAUGGAUUGUGAGAUGGAACUACAGAUGAAUUUUCAAAAGAGUAUACUUAUGAAAGAUAUAAUCAGAACAACAUCAAUGGAAGAAGACGAUUUCGGUGUCAAGCUUGAAAAGUCUUCCGAAAAACAAGUGUGCUUCAAUCAUAAGCAAAGAACCUUUGACAUAAAAAACCAAAUUGAUAGUCACAUCAGAGCCUUCAGUAUAUCUAUAAGAUAUUACAACUAUGAAUUAUUUAACUUUCAACUGUUGUCGGACAUCGUAAAUAAACUUGAUCAGAAAUACAUGGAACUUAGCUUUGAACUAUUGUCGGAAAUCCAUCAUAAGGUCGAAAAUAUAUACAAAGAAGGUGUGUGAAUGAUAUUCAUAAAUAUUUUCUUAAUCAAGUGGAUAUUAUGUGAUACAUUUACUCGAUGCAGUACAUGCCCAGGGUGCAUGAAGAACAUAGUUAUUCAGUGUCAACUUAAGCUACAAUGCGAGAAUUCUGUGUGAAACUAUCACGUUGAUAUUCACUAGACAUAGUACGUACACCAGUGAAAUAAGUGAUUGCCUUAGUUGUGUUCAGCUUUCUUGCGAUCGAUUAGGCAAUUCUCUAUCAUUUACGUUAUCACGAACAGUGAACAUGAAACUGAUUUUAUACAAAAGACGUUUCAAUAAGGAUCAGCUGGAGGAACAAACCAAUAAGUUUGAGUAUAAAUGAACGAAAAACAUUUAAAAUAACAAAUCAUACACAUGCUUUAGUUAUUUCAUUUUGCCUAACUCAUAUGUUUUGUACAGAAUAAUUAUUUCAAUGCAUUUUUACACAGCACAAUGAAAAGUCUUCAUGAUAUUAAUCGGGACUGCUAAUCACAAUGAACUGAUUUUUUGAAAGCUACACAAGUUUUCCUCGUUUAAUUUUGACAAUUAUUUUUAUAUCAAUGUAAAACAAAAUUGCUAGUUGAUUACUGUAACAAUUUUUAAUUAUUAACUAUUGUCUUUGUUUCGUUUCCGUAAUAAAAUUUUU
Molecule: messenger RNA, 1287 nt
Organism: Schistosoma turkestanicum
Lineage: Eukaryota; Metazoa; Platyhelminthes; Trematoda; Strigeidida; Schistosomatidae
Source: the annotation of a GenBank genome assembly